This is a messenger RNA of Peniophora sp. CBMAI 1063, 1002 nucleotides long. The record is from the annotation of a GenBank genome assembly. Lineage: Eukaryota; Fungi; Basidiomycota; Agaricomycetes; Russulales; Peniophoraceae.
AUGCCUGCUGUGAACGCACCCGCUAAAGUCGUCGUCACGGGCGCUAACGGCUACCUGGGCGCCUGGGUUGCGCGCUCGUUCCUUGAGCAAGGCUAUCAUGUUCGCGCCACAGUCCGCAGCGCCGCCAAGGGAGACGAGCUUAGGCGUCUCUUCGCCUCAUACGGCGACAAGUAUGAGCCUGUCAUCGUCCGGGACGUGCUGCAGGAUGGCGCGUUCGAUGAAGCGGUGAAGGGCACAGAGCUUGUGGUGCACACACUGUCGCCCGCUACAGUCAGCAAUGAUCCCAACGAUAUCAUUCCACCCGCAGUGCAAGGGACCGUCGGCAUCCUGAAGUCAGCGAAGAAGUACGAGGACACCGUCAAGCGUGUAGUCAUCACAGGCUCUGUCGGCUGCAUAGCACCGACGGAUCAAGAGCCCAAGGUCUACGAUGAGUCAAUGGUGAACGACACCGACGUCCAGAGAGUCGAGCAGGGAGAGAGGAACUUCAUGGUCAUCUACUAUGCGUCGAAGACCACGGCAGAGAAGGAGGCGUGGGCGUUCAUGCGGAAUAGCAAUCCAGCGUUCGACCUGGUCUUCAUACACGGAAGCGCGUUCAUAGGCCCUCCUGCCCACCCUCUGAAGUCCGUCAAAGAGACGUCGCUCUCGCUCCAGCACCUGUGGCUCGGCGCCAUCGAAGGUCGCGACGCGGAGACAGUUUUCACUCGCGGUGAAGGCUGGAUUGAUAUCCGCGACAUUGCUCUAUCACAUGUUCUUGCAGCGCAGAAGUCUGAGGCAGGCGGGGAGCGCAUCAUCGUGUCCGCGGGCGACUUCGUCUGGCAAGAUCUACACGACGUGGCGCACUCAAUUGACGCUAGCCUGCCUGCGGGCGACCCCACGGCCGAGAAGGUGUACUACAGGCGGUACAACAACGAGAAGAUGAAGCGCGUGCUCGGUUUGAACCCGCGGCCGUUGGAGGAGACAAUCCGAGACUCGCUCGAGUUCUACAAGACGAUCCCCAAGUAG